Cladocopium goreaui is the source of this 3018-nucleotide messenger RNA. NCBI's taxonomy places the organism in Eukaryota, Dinophyceae, Suessiales, Symbiodiniaceae. The record is from the annotation of a GenBank genome assembly.
AUGGAUUUCUCACGCCUUGGGACCUCACUGCCCAGUCAGGAUUUCCCAGUGCCAAGGGAUAUGGUGGAAUACCUCAUGACCCCGGAGCACAGACAGAUUAUCUUGGAGGAGACAGGCUGUGACGUGGAUUGGGCGCCAGAUGAGGCGAAGGCGCUCGUGGAAGAUCUGUGGCCGAGCCAUGUGAGUUUUCAUGCUGCAGUGCUUGCUGCCACUUGGAAGCACACAAGACCACGACUUCUUGCAGCUGCUGUGACUUUACUGUGCAUCAUGGAGCUCUUCUUCACGCUUGCCCGGGGACAGCACCAAACACCGGAUGAUUUGACCAAAGAAGUCCAAGAGGCACAGGAAGAGGUGUGUCAGCAAUGGCGCUCAAAUCGAUUGAGUUGGUCCUACAGCUGGCGAAGCAGCACUUACGACCUUAGACGAGCGCAGAUCCUGGAAAGCGUCCCAUCCAUUCCGAAGGCGAGACACCACCCGCGUGCUUUGACCGGGGAGGAUGUUGAAGGAUUUGCCGACUUGUGCCCGGAGUUCAACCUUGAGGACAUGUCCUCAGAUCCCCAAGUCUUGUUGGAGCUUCUGGAUACGCGGUGCAAUGCCGAAAUGAAAGCCCAAAGAAGCAUCCAAGAUGCAGACCUAGCGUUGGCACGGCAGCUGGCAGGGAGUGGCAAGAUUGGCAAGCGUUCCUCCGGAUCUCGGAAACUCUUUUAUCUCAGAGAUCCUAUCACGACUGAAGUGACAGGGCCUUGGCAGGGCCAAGGUGAGUCAAGGCAUGCAGAUUGGAAGUCUGGUGCGUCCGAUCUGGUGAUGGAAUCUGAGAUUUGGUGGACGGUGCUAUUUCGACAGCAAUCAAUUUUCUUGACACUGUCCAGCUUGCUGAAGGACCACUUCCUCGGCAAGGAGCACAGCAAUGACGUUGAAGACGACAUCAACGAGAGCACCAUCCCCGGUGACAUGGCCUUCUGGUGCUGUGGGCUCCUGGUAGCGGUCCUUUUCUGGACUUGUGUGAGACUGACGCGAAGGAUUCUGGGAGAGAGCCAGGCUGAUGGCCCGCCACCAGACCUUUGCUGUCCAAUGUCCCUGGAGCUGUUCACAGAUCCAGUGGUGGCUGCCGAUGGUGAGACGUAUGAGCGGUGGUGGAUCGAGAAGUGGAUUCACGACAAGACAGCAGCACUAGAAUGCCGACCACGACAUGGAACGGGUGUUCUGUCUCCCAUGGGCCAUGGAAUGCUGAAGCAUGCCAAGCUUGUCAGCAACCAGGCAGUUCGAAGGCUUGCCAACCAGUGGUCAAGCGGCAAGGCAAUCCAAGUGGUCUUCCAGACCUUCCAGCCGUUGCACGCGCCAUCAGUGCACGAUCACGACGCAGUGAUGUGCGCAUGGCGGCGCCGAUUGGAGUUCCAAGCUAGGCGAUCCUCAUAUAACCAGGAGGAGCUCACCGAGCUCACCAAGGAUAAGAGGACGGAGCUCCAGAAAAUACGCAGUCGUGUUGAACAUGACCUCUGCCAGCUGAGGCUGUUGCACCAGAUCAUGCUUCAACUUCACCGCAACGAUUUUAAGCCAGAGGCUCCGACUGGUACUGGACAUACUGCUCCCAUUGGACGGCCUUGCGGGGCAGAACUUGCAAGAACGAGUGUGUUGGAAGUGCAAGGGCUGCUCCUUCAGGCUGGUGGAUGGCAAGGUCUUUCCGAGCCUUUGGUCUUUGGCUUUCCCUCAGAUCUCAAGUUGCCAUAUGAAUCCAGGGAGGUGUUGCUUUCAAAGGCAAGCAGCUCGGCGAGCUUCCAGACGGCCACAGUGCUGUGUGAUCCACUUGCUGCACAGUUUGGGCCAUCUAUGCUGGGUGAUGAACGCUCCUUCCAGGAAGCAUUUCAAAAGGGUAACUGUUUCAGCCAGUUAGCAUUAAGAGACUUGCAGCCUGGAAGUGUUCCUUGGGAAUGUUGGCGAUCGAUCCCUGAAUGGAUGAGGUGUUCAAUGGUUGUGGUGUCCACGGGGCCUGGUGGCAAUGGAGUAGCUUUCCACAAGCAUGGCACUGCAUGGUUGGCCUUACAGCAGGGCCAAAAGAGGUGGUGGUUAUAUCCACCACGAGGUCCGCCAGCCACAGCCUAUGAUGCUGUGGCCCUGUGUCCGGCCGCGAAGCUCCCGGAAGUUGUACUGCGGCUUCCCGUCGAAGAUAGGCCCGUUGAAAUUGUUCAAAGACCGGGUGACGUGGUGUUUGUUCCGGCCCUUUGGUGGCAUGCCACCUAUGAUGAUGAGCCUACACUGGGAAUCGGCUCCCAGUUCAGCAUGGCUGAGGUGGACAUCUUGCAAUGCCAAGAACGGCAUCCAGACAGCGCUUUCGCGCAGUAUCAUGCGGCUUGUGAGCUCCACAAGGCAGAAGAACAUAGGGCCAGGGUAUUAUUUGAGGCUGCCAUUGAGAGCGAACCCUUGAACUUUUAUUAUGCAACCAACCAGGUUCUCUUCCAUUUGAACAUGGUCUUUCACCCAAAGCCCACGCUGGAGAUAAUACAGAGACUGAUGAAAAGAAUCCAGGAGCGCUUGGACACACGUCGGCAAAUGAUAGUGCAGCGGUUCUUCAUUCCAACUGUGUGCAAUUUCAUUGAGUGGCAUUUGCCCCAUGAUGGGCUUCUGAAAUAUUCAAUACAAGCCGCCGAGUGCGCAUGGGAUGCACUUCUGAGCUUAUUGCAGCCUAUGCUGCCUGGUGGAGAAGCUUUUCGUUUGAGUAGCAGUCUGCCAUGGCAGCUCUUGGGUGUUUUGGAAUACACAUCUCGGUGUUUCCAUUGUAGUGCGGUUGGACCAGGCAAGGCGGGUGAACCCGGAAGUGUCCGUGCGCAUCGUUUCUUCUGCUUCAGUUGUGCCAAAGUGCGUGACGGAGCACUGUGCCAAUGCGGUCGCAGCGGUCAAGAUGGUGUGCCCGGUCAAUUGGGACUGUUGAACGGACGUGCCCAGUGGUUUUGCGCCACAUGCUGGAGUGCAAGUCCAAAAAGGUACCAAGAGUCCCAGGUUAGAUGGAAGAUUGUAGAUUAG